This is a messenger RNA of Bactrocera oleae (olive fruit fly), 3931 nucleotides long. RefSeq lists its product as uncharacterized. The record is from RefSeq and is a predicted model, not a curated record. NCBI's taxonomy places the organism in Eukaryota, Metazoa, Arthropoda, Insecta, Diptera, Tephritidae.
UAAUAUAACGGAAAUUAUAAUAAAUUUACAAAAUAGGAUUAGAUUAAUUAAAGAAGAAUUAAUAAACAUUAGAUAUGCCAUCCAAUGGGCAAAAGAAAAUAUUAUAAAUUCCGUAAUAUUAAGUAAAGAGGAAUUAGAAUUAUCAAUUAAUAAACUAAAAGAAGAUGAAAUACCAUUUAAGAGUGCCGAAGAAGCACUAGAAUUAUCAAAAGUAAAUGUUCUAAAUAAUGAAAUGAAAAUUUUGUAUAUGGUUAAAAUACCUUUAACUAAUGUAUAGCUAGAAUUAUUUAUAGCUUGAACUCAACUUGUUCAACAACAAAUGGCCACCACGUCCCUACAUUAGAAGAAGUUAAACAAGGAGUAAUAUUGCUCAAUCGAUUUGACGGCAGAUUAGUAGCUGACGAAAUAUCCCAACCAAUUAAUGGUACUCAUGUCAUUAUAUUCAAUAACUCAACAAUUAAAAUAAACGACCAGCAAUUCAGUAAUAUUGAAGCAGGAACUAUAGAAACUAUCCCCACAAUUCUUCAACCGAUCCCACUAGAAAAAGAUCACAUAGAACUCCUCUCUCUAGAGGCACUGAAAGAUCUGCACAUCAAAAACGCAGACGAAAUCAGUUAUAUUAAAAAUGCUACAUUUUCCCUCGGAGGCCUAACAAUGACAGCAAUUCCAAUAAUUAUAAUAAUUAUUUACAUCCUAAAGAAACGUUCCGUAAAAAUCCAAUAUGUGGGAAAAGAGGUCAUAAAGCCAGUGCAAACUGAAACAAGCCAAGAAGAUACGCCAGGCACUACUAGUUACACUCCCACAUAUGUAAGUUUCAAUAACUUACCGUUCUACUAAAUGAUCGAGGACGAUCAUCUUUAAAGGGGGAAGAGUUAACUCCGAAACUUGCAAAAGUUCAACUAGGUUGAAUUUUGCCAAUGGUCAACCAUUCUACACGCGCAUUCGCAUAAUUACUGACACCUCAACAUAAUUUGCGUAAACAACAGUCAGCAAACUAUUAAUAAAUAACACUAAAACAAUAGUCAGCUAAAUAUCAAUAAAUUGAAGUAAACAACGAUCAGCAAAAAUAUCGAUUUUGCAAUAACAACAAAUAGGGCGCAUAUUAAAGUGCAACGUGAGUGUGGCCAAUAGUAGGUGUAAUUUUAAGUUAAGCUAAUAAUUGUAAUUAGUCUUAAGUUGGAUUCAAAAUAAAUAAGUGAUGUGCGGACAAAGUUCCGCCAGCUUUUUAAAAACAAUUAAUAAAAUAUAAUUAUUUAACUUAUAUCAUUAUGUAGCUAUAUUAAGUGAAAUUUUGCAUUUCAAUCGAUAGUCAAAAUAAACUGUUAGCUACUAGUCUUAAAGUACUCAACUUAGUUAGAACACCGUUUAUGUUUCAGAAUAUUUCCUUCAAUCCUUCUCAACUUAUUGGUGUCAAGGUGCUUCGACCUUUAACAUUCUUUUAGUUUUAAUUUUCCUAAAAUUGUAUUGGAGGGGUUAGCAUCUCAAAAAAACACGAUGGUCAUAGCAUUCAUGAGUUUUGACACAUGGCAGCGGUUUGCGCGUGGUGGGUACCGCUUUGCUCUCUUACCAACACAACAUUUCGACUCAUUCCGCUUCUAAAUUUUGAUGAAUUGAAAGGAUUUCGCUAUGAAGAAGUCCUCGACCCAAUGUUUGACACCAGCGACUAUUUCCUCUCACCCAGACUCAAAAAGUAUCGCGUUGAAAAAAAAACUUUCUCAAAUGAAAGGGUCAAGAUGGAAACAAACGCCUAAUUUGUAGACUUUUUAGCCUAUGUGUGUGUAGAAUUAUAUGUGAAUAUUCAAUGAAUUAACAUCGGCGUACUAGCUUGGCAACAAACUAUGUUUAUAAAUCAAACAAAAUUAUAUUUUUGCUUUAGUUAGUGAUUUGAAUCAGCAAUGAAUACAACAAGCAGGACUGGCUUGGUGCCAGCUAAGAAGAGAAACUUCGUAAUAAAAGAAAAGCGGAAGAAAUAUACUGGUGACUUACCACUCAAAUUUGAAGCUUCUCCAGUAGUUCUAUCAUUACGACCACUGGGUGAAUUGUACAAUCCAUUUGCCAAGGGCUGUUCGGUACUAUGUAACCAUCCAGCACCACCAGACUUGAAAAAUAUUAUAAGUCAAAUAAAAACUUCACUGACAGUGGAUGGCAAAAGUGUUCAACUGCAGAAAGAUAAAAACUUUACGACACCACUUCAUGAUACCGACAAUAUACCGGAAGACCUUUUUCGACGAUACACGGACACAGACUCACGUCCGAUGACGCCAACUCCGACAAUUACCAGUGUACACACUAGAAACAGUGCAAGUUCAUUUUUGAACAAUCGACGUUGUAUAACACCUGAGUUCGGCAAAAAUGAGAUAAUCAAGAGAAAAAAAAUUAUAUUGGAUCUGCGAAGAACACACUCACAGGAAACGCUUUAUUGGAAACCCUCAUCGGAUAUGUCACAAAGCAACACCGACACCGGUGGUCUUAAGCCUAAGAGUGCCGGUGCAAAUGAGGAGCGCAAAAACAAGCACUUACGUAGCGAAGAAAUGCGGCCUAAUACCUCCUUGGGUAAUGUACAAGUUGGUGAUGGGGUGAAAGAUAUGGAAAGAGUGGACUUAAGGAAAGUAAAAACUUGCAUUAAUGAACAACAUAUAGAUGACGAGGACAUACGUCGUGGCAAGAAGAGAAAAAAAUUAAAACCCACUACAACUGCCACAACUACAUUUCACCUUAGCGAAGAUCCAGAAACACAAGUGGCUGCGCUCGGUCCGGACUCACUGAACCCCAGCACACGUCCAAGUCUUAUACCGAAUGCAGCGAGUUUGCUGCCAAGCAAAGAAAAACGUGAGAGUGAACCAAUACUUUUAAAAGGCAGUUUUCUAACGGACGAAGCUUUUGAAGCAUUAAAAACUGAACUGGAUAUCGAUGUUAUCGAAAACACGUUUGAUAAAUAUUUGAACCGCGCUUUACGUGAGGCUUUUAAGUAUUUACCUGAGAAGAAAUCAAAUCCGAACAAGAGAGUUGUUGAUAAAUAUGAAAAUCCGUCAUUCACUUUUAAGGCCAAAUUGCCACGGAAGCUUUCAAAGUCAGCAACAAGAUUUGAUGUACCGUUGGAUCCGAAAUUACUUGAGGAAAUGACCGUUUUAGAUUAUCUAGGCAAUUAUGUGUGGGUCUGUAACCAACGCAAGCAGCUCUUUAAACGAGUUUUCCUGCAAUAUUUGCCGACAGAAGUAAUUGAACACGAUGAAGCAACAGACAAUAUAGUAAAGAAUGAUGGUAAAGCCGAUGACGACUCGUUCCCGGUACUAAACGAAUAUGUAGAACGUAAAAUACCACUCAGCUUCUUUCCGAAAGCAUUAGAAGACGUUCUAGAAUUUUAUGGUACAGAGCAAAAUAUAUCGGAUAUAUUACUUUUAAUAGAAUAUGAGAAGGAAGAACCCUCUAAGGAAAUUGAUUUUCGUACAUGGUGUGGCGUUGUGUCAUUUGCUGAACGAUUGGCACUGAAAAAUUCCAAUGGGUCGGACUCAUGUGAUGAGUUGGAAAAGGCGGACUUCGGUAGUUUAGAAGAACGGUUAUCGCAUUUUUCGAUUCCAGAAAAGCUAUUGGAAGUCUUCAGAAUAAUUCGAUCAACACACAAUGUAAAAAACAUAUAAGAAUAAUAUGAAAUCGGAAAUUAAAAAAUUCACUCCAUAUUGGGAAUAUUUUUAAAACUCUAAAUAUUUACAUUAAUAUUAAUAAUUACGAUGUUGAAUUCACACUGUCCACUGAAAUAUAUGGAUAAUAUUAUAUUUUCUCACACCAAAGAUUUUAGAAAUCGCUUUUGAAUACCACCAUUGAUUUUAUGUGACUGCGCAUCCUUUAUGAAAGUUUACUACUGUAUUUAAUAAAAUGAAAAUUAUUACACGGACAAUUGAUCAAAACACAUCAUUACUUUAAUCAUAACGGA